AUGCCCAAGGUUCACUUGUUGGACUAUGUCGCCGGCAACAUUCGCAGCCUGGUGAACGCCGUCGAGAAGCUUGGAUAUGAGGUCGAUUGGAUCCGGUCGCCGGAAGAUGUGUCCCAAGCAGAGAUCGCUUCUUCGCGAUUUCUCAUAGGGGGGCUCACAAUGCCCAAGGUUCACUUGUUGGACUAUGUCGCCGGCAACAUUCGCAGCCUGGUGAACGCCGUCGAGAAGCUUGGAUAUGAGGUCGAUUGGAUCCGGUCGCCGGAAGAUGUGUCCCAAGCAGAGAAACUCAUUCUGCCUGGGGUAGGCCACUUUGGCCACUGCCUCUCCCAACUCUCCCAGGCAGGCUACCUGCCCGCCAUCCAGAAACACAUUGACGAGGGCAAGCCUUUUAUGGGCGUGUGUGUUGGCCUGCAAGCGCUUUUCGAAGGGUCCGUCGAGGACCCCGACGUGCCCGGGCUCGGUGUCGUGAAGGGAUUCCUGGGCCGCUUUGACGACUCGACCAAGUCAGUUCCGCACAUUGGCUGGAACAGCGCCAGCACCGCUGGCCAGUCCAUGUACGACUUGCGCCCAGACUCGAAAUACUACUACGUCCACACAUACCGCUUCCCCUACGUCAAGGGCCAGCUGGAAGACCAAGGAUGGACCGUCGCGACAGGCACCUACGGCACGGAAACAUUUGUCGGCGCCGUGGCCAAGGGCAACAUCUACGCGACGCAGUUCCACCCGGAAAAGUCGGGCGUCGCAGGCCUGCGAACUCUCCGCGCAUUCCUCAACGGCCAAGGUGCCAAAACCCUCGGCUCGCCGUCCUCGACGCUCGGUCAAGCCUCUUCCGAGGCCAAGGACGGCCUCACCCGUCGCGUCAUAGCCUGCCUCGACGUCCGCACCAACGACCAGGGCGACCUCGUCGUCACAAAGGGCGACCACCCGUCCAACGGCCAAGGUGCCAAACCCCUCGGCUCGCCGUCCUCGACGCUCGGUCAAGCCUCUUCCGAGGCCAAGGACGGCCUCACCCGUCGCGUCAUAGCCUGCCUCGACGUCCGCACCAACGACCAGGGCGACCUCGUCGUCACAAAGGGCGACCAGUACGAUGUCCGUGAAAAGAACGACACCCGCGACGUCCGAAACCUCGGGAAGCCCGUCGAAAUGGCCAAGAAGUACUACCACGACGGCGCCGACGAAGUCACCUUCCUCAACAUCACAUCCUUCCGCGACUGCCCCAUCGCCGACCUCCCCAUGUUGGAAAUCCUGCGUCAGACAUCGCAGACCGUCUUCGUGCCGCUCACCAUUGGCGGCGGCAUCCGCGACACCGUCGACACCGACGGCACAAAAGUCUCGGCGCUGGAAAUCGCAACAAUGUACUUCAAAUCGGGCGCGGACAAGGUCUCCAUCGGGAGCGACGCCGUCAUCGCCGCGGAGGAGUACUACUCCAUCGGCCGCAAACUCUUUGGCAACACGGCUAUUGAGCAGAUUUCCCGUGCGUACGGGAACCAGGCCGUCGUCGUCAGCGUGGACCCCAAGCGCGUCUACGUGCCAAAGGUGGACGCUACCCGCCACAACAUCAUCGAGACCAAAUUCCCCGGCCCCAGGGGCGAGCCGUACUGCUGGUACGCUUGCACCAUCAAGGGCGGCAGGGAAACACGGGACAUGGACGUCGUCGAGCUGGCGCAGGCGGUGGAGGCCAUGGGCGCCGGAGAAUUGCUGCUGAAUUGCAUUGAUAAGGACGGCUCAAACACCGGCUUUGAUCUAGAGCUCAUCACCCAGGUCAAGAAUGCUGUCAAGAUUCCCGUCAUUGCCUCAAGCGGUGCUGGCAACCCAAGCCACUUUGAAGAGGUCUUUAGCAAGACUACCACGGAUGCUGCUCUCGGUGCCGGCAUGUUCCACCGCGCCGAGUAUACAGUUAAGCAGGUGAAGGAUUACUUGAAGGACAAAGGCCUUGUAGUGAGGCAAUUUGAACAAGACCUGUCAUGA
This is a messenger RNA of Metarhizium acridum CQMa 102, 1968 nucleotides long. The record is from RefSeq and is a predicted model, not a curated record. Lineage: Eukaryota; Fungi; Ascomycota; Sordariomycetes; Hypocreales; Clavicipitaceae.